AUGGAAUCUUCUCCUAUUAAAGAACUUGAAGGUGGCUCCUCUUUGGUCCAAGAGAUGGAUACGUGUAGCCCAAGUAGUCCUUCGUCAGCAAACCUGGCCAUGUCCAGAAUCUCCUCGUGGGUAGUGAAGGAGGAUGAUGCCCUCGCUGAUAAUAAUACUGAGAUGGCAGUGGAAUUGGUGGAUCUAUCUACAGCUGGCAAAGGAUUCGGCUUGGUCGCUUCCCGCGCCAUUGGAAAGGAUCAAGUGGUCUUUACCGAGAAAGCUCCCGUGCCAACCACAGUGCCCAUGCCUAGUAGAGACUACACGAGUUCUUCAGGCUUUUUCACAAAUGCCAGAUACUGUCAAAACUGCUACGCAUCCAUGGAACCAGCAUCUGCUUGUUUUGAUUCCGUCCAGAGCCUGCCGUUGAAUCAUUUGUGGCCUGUGCCAGAAUACAAUGCUACCUUUCAAAAUAUCUUGGAAAAUGCCUCAGCACAAGUACCCUGUCUGGAGGAAGAACAGGAUACGAAUAACAUGGAUGCAGAUACAACAGCAACAGCAACAAUAAACUCCAAAUCCAUUUUAAAGGACCAACAUGGCAGGUUGAUCUGUACACAGUGCAAAUCUCUCUUUUGCUGUUCCGACUGCCACCGGAGCUUUUCAUCACACAUUUUACCAGACUGUUGUCUCUACCAAAAGCUACCCGAAACUAUCUUGGACGUGGUAGUCCAACACAAUACCCAGAGGAGGAAUCAAAUCAGCAAGAACAUCCCCGAUGACUCGUGUCUGGCCGAUCAUUGGGAGACACUCGUGGCCACACGAAUAUUCUGUGCUCAUCUCACUCAUCUUAGAAGACAGCAACCUACUAAUCCAAAAGAACAAGACGGAGAGGAGGAAGCCCGACUUCUCAGCCACGCCAUGCAAGACAUGUGUGGAACAGCAUCUACCGACCUGCAAAAGCUAAAUGUCGGCUUGUCCAAAGAGAUUCACACGGGACUAUUUGGAGCCACCACAACCAUCAACACGGUCGAACCGUUCUAUCAUGCCCUGUGUCAAGCACUGGCAUUGACAGUACAGGAACAACAAGUCUUGUCGUUGUCACUGUUCGAGCGACUCGUCAUUGUCUGCAGUCGCAACACGCUCCACGUCAAGACGGCGUCUCCUUUUACCCUCUACGAAGAACGCAUCAAGCAGCAAGCGUCAUCACCGGAAGAGCUAAAGGCGACACGUAAGAACAUUGCCAUUGCCAUUGGCAAGUCGGCCGCCGUGGUGGGACCCAUUGUCACCGAUCCCAACGAGUUUGGAACGCUGCAAUGCUGUGCCGUCCUACCACUCUUUUCUAGACUCAACCAUGCCUGUGACCCCAAUCUGCAAGUAGCGGACCGAGUCGUGGUGAUGGAAAACGAAAAUCGUGUGUUGCGGCUGGCCGUGGAUCUCGUUGCCACCAAGGAUAUCCAGCCGGGAGAGGAACUCUCCAUUUGCUAUCUCAGUUCCCAAGCGGCUGCCUUGGAGGAACCGUUUCGGAAUCGACGAUUGCAAUCGAGGUACCUAUUCACGUGCCGUUGCCACAAGUGUGCGCAGGAACAGCAAGAACAAUACGACCAAGCCAAGAAGUAA
This is a messenger RNA of Seminavis robusta, 1596 nucleotides long. The record is from the annotation of a GenBank genome assembly. Lineage: Eukaryota; Bacillariophyta; Bacillariophyceae; Naviculales; Naviculaceae.